Molecule: messenger RNA, 796 nt
Organism: Temnothorax curvispinosus
Lineage: Eukaryota; Metazoa; Arthropoda; Insecta; Hymenoptera; Formicidae
Gene: RpL24-like
Product: probable ribosome biogenesis protein RLP24
Exons: 2
Coding region: 37-564 (175 amino acids)
Biological process (GO): ribosomal large subunit biogenesis
Cellular component (GO): nucleolus
Source: RefSeq, a predicted model, not a curated record
GUGAAGAGUCUCUCAAGUCUCACAACUUCUCGCAACAUGCGUAUAGAGACGUGUUAUUUCUGUUCGUCCCGGAUAUAUCCGGGACAUGGGAUUCAAUUCGUGAGGAAUGAUUGUAAGAUAUUCAAGUUCUGCCGCUCGAAAUGUCACGCUGCCUUCAAAAAGAAGAAGAAUCCCAGAAAAGUCAAAUGGACCAAAGCCUACAGAAAGACCGUUGGCAAAGAAUUGGCAGUGGAUCCAACGUUCGAGUUCGAAAAGAGGAGGAACGUACCUGUCAAAUAUAAUAGAGAAUUAUGGGACAAGACUGUACAGGCGAUGAAGAAGGUGGAAACUAUUAGGCAGAGGCGACAGAAUCUGCACAUUAUGCAGCGAUUACACAAGGGAAGGGAACUCGAGCAGGAGAGAGAUAUCAAGGAGGUACAGCGUGACUUGUCUCUCAUCCGUUCGCCAGCUGCUGGCCUCAAAGAGAGGAAGAAACAGGAAGAGGUGGCCGAAGAGCAGGAACAGAUGCAUGUUGAGGAAGAUUCCGGCAAUGAACUUGAAGCCGAGGCAGUGGAAGCGAAUUAAAUCGUUGUAUAUAUUUUUAUAUAGGUCUAAAUCAUCUUAUUUUCGUAUCCCACAAAUUAUUCCCGCAGUGUUAAUAAAUUAUUUACGACAUACGUUAUAAUAAUUCUCUCUAUAUAUAGAUACCGAAGUAAAUAAUUUCUGUAUAGAUAUUUAAUUUUUAUUUGUGUAACAAAAGAAAGCGAAAGAUUAUCACUGCGAGAACACUAUACAAGAAUAAAAAAUAUAAAUAAUU